UGCGUGCUGGUUGCCUCGCUUAGUGGCGCAGUGUCCCGUCUGGAGCGCAGAGGGCGAACUCGACUCUGCAGUCUGCACAGUGCACUGCAGCCUGAGCGCUGCCUGCUGCCGGAGGAAUCCACCACAACAAUGGCGACUCCCAGUCCGGACAGCAGCUCUACGGGCUCCAACAGCGGCGGCGGCGGCGUGGGCUCCGCGUCGCACCACUUCCAACAGCACAGCCAGAGCAGCAGCAUGCAAGAAGCCAACAGCUGCUGGAGAUGUCAGAAUGAAACAGGGUUUCAUAUAAGCCUGACAGGAGCGCCUCCAAGCAAACGGAAGGCUCUGAAGCUCAACUUUGCCAACCCCCCAGUGAAGCCCACGUCCAGGCUGCCUCUGCACCCCACAGCCCCUGCCUCCCACAACCCACACAUAGAGCGGUUGCGCACACACAGUUUGGAAUCAUCUGGAAAGCUGAAGAUCUCCCCAGAGCAGCACUGUGACUUCACUGCAGAGGACCUGAGGGACUUGGGAGAGAUCGGUCGAGGGGCGUACGGCUCUGUCAACAAGAUGGUGCACAAGCCCACGGGACAGAUCAUGGCUGUCAAGAGGAUUCGCUCGACAGUGGAUGAGAAGGAGCAAAAGCAGCUGCUUAUGGACCUAGACGUGGUGAUGAGGAGCAGCGACUGCCCCUACAUCGUGCAGUUCUAUGGCGCCCUCUUCAGGGAGGGUGACUGCUGGAUUUGUAUGGAACUUAUGGCUACCUCAUUAGACAAAUUCUACAAAUAUGUAUAUUGUUCAUUAGACGAUGUCAUUCCAGAGGAAAUAUUAGGCAGAAUAACAUUAGCGACGGUUAAAGCACUGAACCACUUAAAAGAAAACUUGAAAAUAAUCCACAGAGACAUCAAGCCUUCUAACAUUCUGAUGGAUCGCCGGGGGAACAUUAAACUGUGCGACUUUGGCAUCAGUGGUCAGCUGGUGGACUCCAUCGCCAAGACCAGAGAUGCAGGCUGCAGGCCCUACAUGGCGCCGGAGAGGAUAGACCCCAGUGCUUCCAGACAGGGUUAUGACGUGCGCUCAGACGUGUGGAGCCUAGGCAUCACUCUGUAUGAGUUAGCCACGGGGCGCUUUCCCUACCCCAAAUGGAACAGUGUGUUUGACCAGCUCACACAGGUGGUGAAGGGAGAGCCUCCACAGCUCAAUAACUCUGAGGACAGACAGUUCUCCCCCAAGUUCAUCAACUUUGUCAAUCUAUGCCUUACGAAGGACGAAUCCAAAAGGCCAAAGUACAAGGAGCUUUUGAAACACUCAUUCAUCCUGAUGUACGAGGAGCGCCCUGUGGACGUGGCUGGAUACGUGUGCCGCAUAUUGGACCAGAUCCCCUCCUCCCCCCUCUCCCCCAUGUAUGUGGACUGACACCCCAUGCACUCCCCUCUUCCCAUGUAUGUGGACUGACCCCUUCUCCCGCUCUCCCCCAUGUACACGGUCUGACCAUAGAGUGUAUAAAGAAUUUGGACUAAGCGUUCAGCUCCACUUUAAUUAAGAUCACGAUGCCAGCAGUUACAGCUGCAAAUGGAUUGGAGCCAGGCCAAAAUUGCAAAAUAAAAACACCAUCAUCAUAUAGAGUGGGUUAAUAUGAAUAUUGUAAGACCAAAAUGACGAGGCCCACAACAUGCCAGUGUAAGUCAAUGGAGCCAGAGUCAGAAGGAGCCGGAAAAGCCACAUGUGAACUUCCUUUCUGGAAUUUCCAUUUAUAUAUACAGUCUAUGGGAGUGACCCCUCCUCCCCCUCUCCCCAUAUACGUGGACUGACCCCUUCUCCCCCUCUCCCCCAUGAAUGUGGACUGACCCCUCUCCCCCUCUCGCCCAGGUAUGUGUACUGACCAUAGCUGUUUAUAGAAGUGGACUGAGGUAGUAUGACGUCACCCAAUGUAUUUGGCUCCAGACAAAUGAACCUCGUUGAGACUAGGCUGGCAUUGUCCAUUUAUAUAUACAGUCUAUGGGACUGACCCAUCCUCCCCCUCUCUCCCCCAUGUACUUGGACUCUCCCCCCCCUCCUCUCUCUCCUGUCUCUCCUGUCUCCCCCCAUCACUUGACAUGUUCCAAAGAGCAGCAGAACUCUGAUCGCCCAGUGCAAUUCUACCCUAGACAUUUGAAGCUUCAUGUGGAAUCACUUUAGCAUUCAUCCAUGAGAGAAAAAAACAAAACACAUUUUAAAAAACCUUGAAAACAUGGUCUUAGUGAAAAUGCAUUGUUUGAAUUCACAAUAUCAACUCUCACCGUACGCAGAUCUACCAAAUAGGAGCAGAGAAGAGUGCUUUUGUGGCCUGUGAAUAUGAUGUACGCCCUCUAUUGGACAGUGGCUUUACUUUGUUUGGAAUAUGCAAUCUGUGUCUAUGGUCAUUGAUAGGAGUGUGUGUGUGCGUGUGUGACUGCACAGCCAGGGCACCCUCAGCUUUACCUGUGGAGAUAUCACCUCUUUACAAGCAUAAAGAGUGUACAGUAUAUCUAUGAUAAACAAGUCUGUGUAUUUCACCCAGUUCUCAAUUUUAAUGGCAAGAGUGGACGAUUGCAGUAGGAACGGCAUCUGGUGUAAGAAUUGUUGUAUGUUUCAGAGGUGGGUAGUUCUCAGUUACACUGAGUAAAUUUGUUUGGGUGUUCAUACUUAUGCUCCUACUUGAGUAAUAUAGGUACAGUGUAACCAGUGAGGGGAAGAAUCGUGUUGAAAAUGUAUUUAGUUCCAGAAUAUGGAAUAUGUGCAUUAAACUGUAUUUUGUAA
This is a messenger RNA of Boleophthalmus pectinirostris (great blue-spotted mudskipper), 2757 nucleotides long. It is a transcript of the gene map2k4b, whose product is annotated as mitogen-activated protein kinase kinase 4b. Gene Ontology annotation, molecular function: ATP binding; JUN kinase kinase activity. NCBI's taxonomy places the organism in Eukaryota, Metazoa, Chordata, Actinopteri, Gobiiformes, Gobiidae. The record is from RefSeq and is a predicted model, not a curated record. Gene Ontology annotation, biological process: protein phosphorylation; MAPK cascade. The transcript has 13 exons. Bases 130 to 1395 code for a protein of 421 amino acids.